Messenger RNA from Hymenoscyphus albidus, 1188 nucleotides. The record is from the annotation of a GenBank genome assembly. Lineage: Eukaryota; Fungi; Ascomycota; Leotiomycetes; Helotiales; Helotiaceae.
GGAUAAGAUAAAAGAGAUCUCUGCCACUUUUCUUCUCCACCGGGAGACAGUUAACACGGCCGCAAAUAAACAAAAUUCUCUCAUCAACAUCAAAGAAUUUUAUCCUCAAGCAGUCUGAGAUCCAAAUCACAACCGAGAAAACUUGUCACCCAGUCGAAGAAAUAUGGCUCCAAAGAAAAGCAAUCCCCGCACCAAACCCCCAGCCCCUUCAAACACCACCGCCCCUCCAAACUGGCCUCCCUUCAAACCUCUUCUCCCAAGUAGCGAUAUCAGUCUAGAAACCGUCCUUCCGUCCCAGAUAGUGGUCGCCCGAAACUUCUGCACGGGCACUUUAUGUAAGAAUUACGUGUCAUUCUUAAAGACCCUGCCUUUGGUGACGACGCCUGGAAAACCGUUGAAGGGCGAGGCCUUGCGGGUGAAUGAUAGGUUUCAGAUGAUGGAUGAGGGCUUUGCUAGUCGUUUAUGGGUUGAGACGGGGUUGAGAGAGUUGGUUUGUGGACGUGAGGAUAGUGAGGAUGAGGAAGGGGUUGAUGGAAUGAGCAUGGAGGAGAGGAGGGAGUUGUGGUGAGUUUCAUGCUAAGGGCUUUGGACGAGAAACAAUCGAUGCUGAUUUUGGAAGGGGCGGAGAACCAAUCGGGUUGAAUCCUUCGAUUAGGAUAUACAGAUAUUCUAAGGGCCAAUAUUUCGAUUGUCACUGUAAGUCGCAGCUCCCUUAUGCACUACCCCACCAAGUCACUUAAACAGACGACGAAUCCAAUGUUCUUACUCUCGCCGCGAAACCAAACCCGACACCAGCCCGGACGACUUGGACUAUGCUCCUCUAUCUAAGUUCUCCAGCCACGGGCUGUGAAGGUGGCGAAACGGUAUUCUAUCCUGAUGAUUUACCCGGGAAGAAACAAGUUGUCCCAGAAAAAGAGAUUGUCAUUGGUCUUGAAACAGGAAUGAUGCUGUUACAUAAACAUGGGAAUGAGUGCAUGUUGGUAAGUUUAUAUCUUCUUGCAUGUUAUUUGGAGCACGUAAUCUUACUGAUGGAUUAAAGCAUGAGGGCAGAGAGGUCACUGAGGGUGAGAAAUGGGUUAUCAGGUCGGAUCUCUGUGUCAAGAGGGAAAAGUAGAGGAUGGCAGUUUGAGAGGUUCAAGAAUUGAUGAACAGUUUGUUUAACGUGAUACCUAACAUCCUGAGAAUAGC